AUGUCCUCCCGCAGCCCCCGGCCCCCGCCCCGCCGCUGCCGCCGCCGCCUGCCGCGCCCCUCCUGCUGCUGCUGCUGCUGCCGCCGCUCGCACCUCAACGAGGACACGGGCCGCUUCGUGCUGCUGGCGGCGCUCAUCGGCCUCUACCUGGUGGCGGGCGCCACCGUCUUCUCGGCGCUCGAGAGCCCGGGCGAGGCGGAGGCGCGGGCGCGCUGGGGCGCCACGCUGCGCAACUUCAGCGCGGCGCACGGCGUGGCGGAGCCCGAGCUGCGCGCCUUCCUCCGGCACUACGAGGCCGCGCUGGCCGCCGGCGUCCGGGCCGACGCGCUGCGCCCGCGCUGGGACUUCCCCGGCGCCUUCUACUUCGUGGGCACCGUGGUGUCGACCAUAGGUUUCGGCAUGACCACCCCCGCCACGGUGGGCGGCAAGGCCUUCCUCAUCGCCUACGGGCUGUUCGGCUGCGCCGGGACCAUCCUGUUCUUCAACCUCUUCCUGGAGCGCAUCAUCUCGCUGCUGGCCUUCAUCAUGCGCGCCUGCCGCGAGCGCCAGCUGCGCCGCAGCGGCCUGCUGCCCGCCAGCCUCCGGCGCGGCUCGGGCUCGGCGCUGGCGGAGGCCGACGGCCUGGCGGGCUGGAAGCCCUCGGUGUACCACGUGCUGCUCAUCCUCGGCCUGUUCGCCGUGCUGCUGUCGUGCUGCGCCUCGGCCAUGUACACCAGCGUGGAGGGCUGGGACUACGUGGACUCCCUCUACUUCUGCUUCGUCACCUUCAGCACCAUCGGCUUCGGGGACCUGGUGAGCAGCCAGCACGCCGCCUACCGGAACCAGGGGCUCUACCGCCUGGGCAACUUCCUCUUCAUCCUGCUCGGCGUGUGCUGCAUCUACUCGCUCUUCAACGUCAUCUCCAUCCUCAUCAAGCAGGUGCUCAACUGGAUGCUGCGCAAGCUGAGCUGCCGCUGCUGCGCGCGCUGCUGCCCGGCGCCCGGCGCGCCCCUGGCCCGGCGCAACGCCAUCACCCCGGGCUCCCGGCUGCGCCGCCGCCUGGCCGCGCUCGGCGCCGACCCCGCGGCCCGCGACAGCGACGCCGAGGGCCGCCGCCUGUCGGGCGAGCUCAUCUCCAUGCGCGACCUCACGGCCUCCAACAAGGUGUCGCUGGCGCUGCUGCAGAAGCAGCUGUCCGAGACGGCCAACGGCUACCCGCGCGGCGUGUGCGUCCACACGCGCCAGAACGGCUUCUCGGGCGGCGUGGGCGCGCUGGGCAUCAUGAACAACCGGCUGGCCGAGACCAGCGCCUCCAGGUAGACCGCCGGGCCGCGCCCCGGACCCCGGGCGGGCUGGCGGGCCCCCGCCGCCGCCCGCUUUCCUCCUCGCAGACGCUGGCGCUUUCUUAAUCUUUACCCAAUAAAAUCAAACCAAAAAAAAAAAAAUUUUUUUUUAAAAAAAGAAAUACUAUUUGGCCAGGCCUGAUGUUAUCCAGGGCAGGUUUCGGGGGAGCCUGUCGUCCUCGUGGGUCCCCUCUUGAAGAACCGUGUGCUCCCCCCGCCCCCGCCCCCGCCCCCAGCAGAUUCCCCUCCAGGGAGCGAGGGAGCGGCGCCCUGGACCCUCACCCGGUGCGCCCACGGCCGCGAGGAGGGGGCGCCCCUGGGUCUUGCGGAUGGCACCAAACCCCGUCCCCAUGCACACAAGCAGCCGGCAACCCCAAAGCAUAUGGUGCAACUUCUCAUGGCUCUGAAUUACCUCCGCAGCAUUUAGAAUCCUGGCCCAGCCUAGCAGCUUCCUUCUGGUCGUCAGAAGUGAUGUAGUCACAGUUUUGACAGGUGGGGGUGGGGAGAGCCAUAUGUUGCCUACCGAUGUGUAUAAAUAGGACAGCCGCUACACACGGAGAACGGUGUAGUAUUAUGCAAUGAGACGCAACCUAGCACCGACUCGCGGACUGUGGCGUUUCCCCGAGGUUUGGAAAUUGGGAUGGUAAGGGGCGCAGCUGGCCUUUCUCAGCCUGGAGUUCGUGCAUUCGGCUCGGCACACAGGGCAGCUACUUUAAUGCCGGAAACCCAGGGUGGCCGGCAGGGAGGGGAGCAGUCAGGCUGCAGGAGCCCUGUUUUGCUUCAGCCCAGCUGAUCUCUGAGGCUGGGGGCUCAUCUCAGAAUCCCCCCCCUCAACCCUCCUUUCUUUCACCAGCGUUGUCCUUGGGAAUGCUUUUCAUUACUAAUCAGGAAUGUCUGAGUCCUCUCAGGCGCUAUCUUGCUUCGUUGCUGUGGAUUUUGUGUCUUGACUCCCGUUGAGCAGCAUCUUUUUCCCCUCUCAGAGAGCCUAAGGGUGCAGACAGAGUGCAGCCUCCAGAACCCCCUUCUGAGUCAGGGCUCUGCAGCACCAGGGACCCAAAGCAGGCAUCCUGCAAAUGUCAGAGAAUUUGGCUCCAGAGCCCAUAAUGUUUUGAGGACAGAUCCCAUUCUAAACCCUGUUUGGCCCCCACUGACAAUCAAGUGAAUUUGUUUUCUCCACGCACAGUCUGUAUCGGAGGUGGAGGAAGGCGGGAGGGAGGGAGCUGAUGGAACCGGUGGAUGGAAGCCGUUUUAGAAUCAGUUCUGUGCUGGAUGAUCCUCAAGCUGAGGGACUGGUUCUCCACCCAUUGCUGCAUGGGGGUCACUAACCAGAUGCUGCCUUCAUUGAAAGGAUAGGGUUCCUGUCUUGGACUGUAAAGAACCGAUACUCUUUCGGCCCAUUUUCCUCAUCUAAGAAGAUGAUCCCAAGGACAGAGACGCCAGAACCUAGUCAGACACGGUGUGACCCAUCAAUAUCUACAGCUUCUGACAGGAAGUCUUAGAAGAGCACCAGGACGCCUCACACUGUAUGCCUGAGAGGCAUGAAAAGCCGUGAAAUCUCCCUCCCUGGCAGUGAAGGAAGCAUAUGUGCCUGGAACACACAUGUGCACACACACACACAUGCACACACACAUAACACACACGUGCACACAGCAUCAGGAGUCAUGCUUGAAUGUCAAUCUCCCCUAUGCCCCCUCCAGUUGGUGACAAGAAGGGGAAAAUAUGUUGGGAUCUGAACGACUCUCUUAGCUACUUUGGGUAAUUUCUAAUUGGGAUUGGGAUCUAAACACAGGUCCUAAUCUUCGGGUGAGGUCACUGAGGCAGGGCGGCCAGGAGAGAGGUCAGCCUUGCUGAAUCCCGAAGGGCAGGCUUCCAGAGAACCACACCUCAGGAUUCACUGUGACUGUCACUCAGGCCAGCUAGCGACACCCCUGCCCUGCCCGAGCCAUGGCUGCAGUCACACUGCAGUAACAGCACACUCAGAGAGGCACACAUGCUCUAGGCCAAGGCCCUCUCAUAGGACCUAGAAGUAGUGUCAUGCCAAACCCUCUAAAAGAAGGGAAGAUGAAAAGGCAUCCAAUUAGAGGUGUCACCCAGGCAACGAGCAAUAACUUGGGGGUGAGAGAUCCCCAUGACAGAGGCAUGUAGACCAUGAGGACUUGAUAAAAGGCAAAACAAGCAGCCAACCCAGAGGAAGUGAGCUCCCAGCACAGGAAGCUUAAGACCUAGUUAAAUAGGUUCUUUGAGCUGGACAGGCCAAAGAGGUGUCCAAGUGAUCCCACUGACCAACACACAGGACCGCACAGACAGGAGGGAGCAGGACCUGCCUACAGAGAAGAAAAACUCACAACCUUCCUUGGCAGUCUUCUCUGUCAGCAGUGCUUCCUAGAGUCUAUCCUAAAUUGCUCAUGCUGCAGCCUUAGCUGUUUUCACUUCUAUGCUUUGCCUUUGGAAGGAGACAAUUGUGAGCAGCUUGAGCAAGCUUCUGAAGGAGCCAUAAGCCUGGCUUAUGAGGACAGGGAGGGGACCCUUCCCUCUCAUCAACCUUCCAGAGAAACACCAGCCCUCCAACAUACAAUGUUGUAUGCUCAGGAUCCAGAGGAGUGCUUGUAUUUUUGCCCUUGUCCUCCUAACCCUCCCCACCCCCCAAAUUCAGUACAUCACUGUCCUUCACCUCAGGCAAAAAAAGGCUCAGUGCCCCAAAUGCCAGGGGCUGUUUCUCAGGGGGGAAAAGCUGGGCUUCCAAAGUUAGGGGGAUAGCUGGAACCUAGACCCCUGCCUAAAGGCUUAUUUGGCAUCCUGCUGAGCAUUGAAAACUAGAACUGGGGUCCGUAGUCAUUUCGGGAAUAAUGAUGUUGAUAAAGGACCCCUUUCUUUGGUGCAGGUUCUACUGAACCUCAGGCUAAGAAAAGGUUCCAUUCUCCUAGAUGCUGUGCCUCCCCCACCAUGUGGGGAUCUCCAGUCUGACCCACAGCUGGUAGCUCCCUAUUAUCUGCAACUACCCCCAGCUCCUGGGGUUACUGUCUCACCUUAGGCCCAUAUUCACCCCUCUCCGGCUGGGUCUGUGGGGCUCUAAGCAGCCCUUGCCACUCGCUGUGGCCACACAGAGGUCUUAGUGAGCAGCUGAGACUUCUCCAAGAUGAGCAGACAGGUAAAGAAGCCAUCCUUAUGUCCUUGCUUGCUAAUGAGGCCAGGUGGUCAGGCUCCUCUGUCCUCUGAUUGAAAGCCAGAGCCCCCCAAGGCCUGGAGGAAGAGUCAGAAGGCUCAGACUGCAUCAGGCCCUCAGCCAGAAAGUCCUGGGCAUUUGCCCAGGAGCAUCACACAUCAUAGCAUCAUAUGUACUUUCACCGGCACGCGUGAGCGCAUACACACACACACACACACACACACACACACUAGCCUUACAAAGAGCUACUAGCCCCCUUUCCCCAAGGAAAAAUCCCAGUCUGGGUCACUUUGAGAAGAAAGCUUUCCCAUUUUUAACUCCCUGGAGAUUUACUAAGGCCUGGAAAAUUCUUCUCCGCCUUGGGGGAGUUUCACGUACACUUUGCAUGAAUUUGAAUUUGUGUUUUACAUAGAAGCCAGCGUCCAAACCCAAGCCAAACCGUGGAAGAUAGCUGCUAAAUUUACGCAGGCUCCUCCAUCCCUCAGACAGGCCUCCUAGCAGACGCCCUCCCGUGUGCUUGGUGGUGAGGGUGGCUGCGCCCUCCCAGCCACAGGAGAGGCUUCUGGGGAAUCGAGGCAGAUGGGAGCCCACAGGGGUGGCGACCACGGGAGCUGUGGGCCAGGCGGUUCCGUCUUACUGUAACUUUUUACAUUCUUAACAAACGAAAAGCACAAUUCCACAUGCACACUGUCUGGAAAGCACAGCCAGGCAGACUGCUUAGGGCCCUUCUGAGUCCAGAAGAGGCGCCGGGGCUUCUCGAUGUCGCUGGGCUGUUGUACGGCGAGCUCAUCGCGGCGGCGCUGGAAGCUGCACACUGCGGGCUGGGGUAGGGGAAGGGCUGCUGAAACCAUCCCCGAGCCAGGACAGACUCGGGGGGCCUGGACCCGUGCCCCCCCCAAUCCCCGCCCCGCACCCAGCAGCUCUGGCACCUUCAGGCACCUCAUUAAGCGCUGAGAAGCGAUGAGAUUUCUGUACUAACCUGGCCCGAGACCCCCCCUCCUCUUUCCUUCAGCCUCUUCCUCCUCUCCCCCCUCCCAAGGGAAGCUCCCCUUCGCUUCACAAAUCAUUUUCUAUGCUACUGUGUUCUCUCAGGAGGGGGGUUAGAGCAUGCGGGGCAAGCCUGCAGGGUUUCUUAAACAAUACAUUUAUUUUUCUGAGCAGAACUCCAAGAGAGGAGUCGAAGGGUGUUUAAAUUAACGAUGAAUAAAAUGCAGCCUGCCACCCCUU
Messenger RNA from Canis lupus familiaris (dog), 5712 nucleotides. RefSeq names its product potassium two pore domain channel subfamily K member 12 (gene KCNK12). The record is from RefSeq and is a predicted model, not a curated record. The transcript is spliced from 2 exons. Gene Ontology annotation, molecular function: potassium ion leak channel activity. Gene Ontology annotation, biological process: potassium ion transmembrane transport; stabilization of membrane potential. Bases 1 to 1299 code for a protein of 432 amino acids. NCBI's taxonomy places the organism in Eukaryota, Metazoa, Chordata, Mammalia, Carnivora, Canidae. Gene Ontology annotation, cellular component: membrane.